AAGAGGUGAAGGUCUGGAAACAAAAAAGUCGCGCCUGGGACACGAUUACGCAGCCGAUUCUGGCCCCAACCCGGAAGUUUAUGUCGCGAACACGUGUUGGUGGGAAGGUGGCAGGGCUACAGCCGCCGACCCUCCGGCCCUCCCGCCGCCUCCCCUGGGGCUUCCCCGCCCGGCAGAGCCCUCCCGGGGCCCCGCAGCCUUAGGGGAGCUGAACCGCAGCGACAGACACGGCCUCAAAGUCCAGGGACUCAAACACAGGUUGCUAGGAGAUGGUGGAGCCAGGACAAGAUCUGUUGCUUGCUGCUUUGAGUGAGAGUGGAAUCAGUCCAAAUGAUCUCUUUGAUAUUGACUCUCCGGACGUGGUUCUUGCAAAUCCAGCACCAACUCCAGCUGUUCAGCAGUCAGUACCUCUUAGUGCAUUAGAACUGGGCCUGGAGGCUGAGGCUGCAUCUGCUGUGAAACAAGAACCAGAGACUGUUUCUACUCCAGCCUUAUUAAAUGUUCGGCAACCACCAUCCACCACAACCUUUGUGCUGAAUCAAAUAAAUCAGCUUCCAACUCUGGGGACUACAAUUGUGAUGACAAAAACGACGCCUGUCACCACCACCAGACAGACCAUCACUGUAGCAAAGAUCAUCCAGACCAGCACAACCACCCGGCCCUCGGUGGCAGCACCAGCAGUAAGAAAUGCCUUGACCACUGCACCUUCCAAGGACCAGAUUCAGCUGAAAGAUCUGCUCAAGAAUAAUAGUCUUAAUGAACUCAUGAAACUGAAGCCACCUCCUAAUAUUGCCCAACCAGUAGCAACAGCAGCAACUGACCUAAGCAAUGGUGCAGUGAAGAAGGAGGCUUCCACAAAAGAGGUAGCAAGAAUAUGGAUAAAUGACAUUAAAAUGAGAAGUUUCUCACCUACCGUGAAAGUGCCAGCAGUAAAAGAGGAGGAGGAACCUGAGGAAGAAGAUGAGGAAGAAAUGGGCCAUGCAGAGACUUAUGCUGAGUAUAUGCCAAUAAAAUUAAAAAUUGGGCUACGUCAUCCUGACCCAGUAGUGGAAACCAGCUCAUUAUCCAGUGUGACUCCUCCUGAUGUGUGGUACCAGACAUCAAUAUCAGAAGAAACAAUUGAUAGUGGCUGGUUGUCAGCUUUGCAACUUGAAGCAAUCACUUAUGCAGCCCAGCAACAUGAAACAUUCCUGCCCAAUGGAGACAGAGCUGGAUUCUUGAUAGGUGAUGGUGCUGGUGUAGGAAAAGGAAGGACCAUAGCUGGAAUAAUCUAUGAAAAUUACUUGUUAGGCAGAAAAAGAGCAGUCUGGUUUAGUGUGUCAAACGAUCUGAAAUACGAUGCUGAAAGAGAUUUGAGAGAUAUUGGAGCAAAAAACAUAUUGGUUCAUUCAUUAAACAAGUUCAAGUAUGGGAAAAUCUCUUCCAAACAUAAUGGAAGUGUGAAGAAAGGUGUCAUCUUUGCUACCUAUUCUUCUCUUAUUGGAGAAAGUCAGUCUGGAGGGAAAUACAAAACCAGAUUAAAGCAGCUGCUUCACUGGUGUGGUGAAGACUUUGAUGGUGUUAUUGUAUUUGAUGAGUGUCAUAAAGCAAAGAACCUGUGUCCUGUUGGUUCAUCGAAACCAACCAAGACAGGUCUGGCCGUACUGGAGCUUCAAAAUAAACUUCCCAAAGCCAGGGUUGUUUAUGCCAGUGCCACAGGUGCAUCUGAGCCAAGAAACAUGGCAUAUAUGAACCGUCUUGGAAUUUGGGGUGAAGGAACUCCCUUUAGGGAGUUCAGUGAUUUUAUUCAGGCUGUUGAAAGAAGAGGUGUUGGUGCCAUGGAAAUAGUUGCUAUGGAUAUGAAGCUGAGAGGAAUGUACAUAGCAAGGCAGUUGAGCUUUUCAGGUGUAACUUUCAAAAUCGACGAAGUUCUGCUUUCACAGGAAUAUGUUAAAAUGUACAAUAAAUCUGUGAAACUGUGGGUCAGUGCUCGGGAGCGGUUUCAGCAGGCGGCCGAUCUCAUCGACGCGGAGCAACGCAUGAAAAAGUCCAUGUGGGGGCAGUUUUGGUCAGCACACCAGAGGUUUUUCAAGUACCUUUGCAUAGCCUCCAAGGUGAAGAGGGUGGUGCAGCUUGCUCGGGAGGAAAUCAAGAAUGGCAAAUGUGUUGUCAUUGGCCUGCAGUCAACAGGGGAAGCGAGAACAUUGGAAGCUUUGGAGGAAGGUGGAGGUGAACUGAACGACUUUGUUUCCACAGCAAAAGGAGUAUUCCAGUCUCUUAUUGAAAAGCACUUUCCAGCUCCCGACAGGAAGAAGCUGUUUAGCUUGUUGGGAAUUGACUUGACUGCUCAAAGUAACAACAAUUCACCCCGAGACAGCCCUUGCAAGGAGAACAAGAUAAAGAAACGAAAAGGUGAGGAGAUAAGCAGAGAAGCCAAGAAAGCUCGCAAGACAGGGGGCCUUGCAGGCAGCAGCUCUGAUGAGAGUGAGAGUGAGUCUGAUGCUUCAGAUAAUGAAGAAAGUGACAAUGAGAGCUCCAAAUUCUUGAGUUCUGGAGAUGAUGAUGACUUCAACCCAUUCAGAGAUGAAUCCAGUGAGGAUGAUGAAGAUGAUCCCUGGCUCAUUAGAAAAGAGCAUAAAAAAAAUAAAGAAAAGAAAAAGAAGAAAAGCAUAGACCCAGACUCCAUUCAAAGUGCCUUACUCGCCUCUGGCCUGGGAUCCAAACGACCCAGCUGCUUCACUUCCACUGUUGGUACCACCACCUCGAGCACCAACACGUCUGCAAACAGCAACACAAACAGCAGCUUUGUAACAAGUCAGGAUGCUGUUGAAAGGGCCCAACAAAUGAAAAAAGAGCUGCUGGAUAAACUGGAAAAGCUGGCUGAAGAUCUUCCACCUAAUACACUGGAUGAGCUUAUAGAUGAACUGGGUGGUCCUGAAAAUGUUGCAGAGAUGACGGGCCGCAAAGGGCGGGUUGUGAGCAACGACGACGGCAGCAUUUCCUACGAGUCCAGGUCUGAGCUGGACGUGCCUGUGGAAAUCCUGAACAUCACAGAAAAGCAGAGGUUCAUGGAUGGAGAUAAGAACAUUGCCAUCAUCUCAGAGGCUGCCAGCUCUGGGAUAUCAUUGCAAGCAGAUCGGAGAGCCAAGAACCAGAGACGGAGAGUUCACAUGACCCUGGAGCUGCCCUGGAGUGCAGACAGAGCAAUACAGCAGUUUGGAAGAACUCACAGAUCCAACCAAGUGACUGCUCCAGAGUAUGUGUUCCUCAUUUCUGAACUGGCAGGAGAGCAAAGAUUUGCAUCCAUAGUUGCAAAAAGACUGGAGAGCUUGGGAGCCCUCACCCACGGGGACAGAAGGGCCACAGAAACUCGAGACCUCAGCAGAUUCAAUUUUGACAACAAGUAUGGCAGAAAUGCUUUGGAGAUUGUUAUGAAAUCCAUUGUGAACUUAGACUCCCCAAUGGUCUCACCUCCUCCUGAUUUUCCUGGAGACUUCUUCAAAGAUGUUCGUCAGGGAUUGAUUGGCGUGGGCUUGAUAAAUGUAGAAGACAGAUCCGGAAUACUGACACUUGAUAAAGAUUAUAACAAUAUAGGGAAGUUUCUGAAUCGAAUUCUUGGAAUGGAAGUCCAUCAGCAGAACGCUUUGUUCCAGUACUUCUCUGACACGUUAAAUGCAGUUAUUCAAAAUGCUAAAAAGAAUGGGAGAUAUGACAUGGGCAUCUUAGAUUUGGGCUCUGGGGACGAGAAAGUAAGGAAGGCAGAUGUUAAGAAGUUUUUAACUCCUGGAUAUUCUACCUCUGGACAUGUAGAGCUGUACACAAUCAGUGUGGAGAGAGGAAUGUCUUGGGAUGAAGCAACAAAGCUCUGGGCUGAACAGACAGGUCCAGAUGAUGGAUUUUAUUUAUCACUACAGAUAAGAAAUAACAAGAAAACGGCAAUUCUAGUAAAAGAAGUGAAUCCUAAAAAGAAGCUUUUUUUAGUAUACAGACCAAAUACUGGGAAACAACUCAAACUAGAAACAUGUGCAGACCUGAAAAAGAAAUAUAAGAAGGUACCCUCUGAGGAUGCUCUGCCACACUGGUUGGAGCAGUACAAUUCCUCUGCAGACACCUGCACCCACGCCUACUGGAGAGGCAAUUGUAAGAAGGCAGGUCUGGGACUGGUGUGUGAGGUGGGACUGCGCUGCCGGACCUACUACGUCCUGUGUGGCUCCGUGCUGAGCGUGUGGACAAAGGUGGAAGGAGUUCUGGCCUCUGUGAGUGGGACAAAUGUGAAGAUGCAGAUUGUUCGCCUGAGGACAGAGGAUGGGCAGAGGAUCGUAGGUUUGAUCAUUCCUGCAAAUUGUGUGUCGCCCCUCGUGAACCUCCUGUCGACGUCCGACCAGUCGCAGCAGCUCGCGGUGCAGCAGCAGCAGAUCUGGCAGCAGCACCACCCCCAGAGCAUCACCAACCUCAGCAACGCAUAGGAGGAGGACAAGCUACAGGUGUUGACUCUGGUGUUUUGAGGAAAAGGCUGUAAAAGCAUAUCACUUGCAUAAAAAUCAGGGACAGAUUCCAAAGAAAUAUAACUUUUUCAGUUCAGUUGUGUGCUCUCAAAUACUUUGGGAAUAAAGAGAUCCUAAAAAGGUUGGUAGAACUGAAAGCCAGCAGUUGUUUAUGGUGGUGCAUCUGUCUUUCCUUAUGCUCUCUGUAGUGCUUCCUGUUUGCUUUUACUUUUGGCCUUUUAAGCUACAAACCACGAUUUGUUUGAAAACGCUUGAAAAUCCCCAAGCAGGCUUUAUUUUUAUCUUGUCAUACAGUGCUCAGGGUUUAACGCAGUGCAUCGAUGCCAUUGCUGUGGGAGAUCUCGAAUGCAUGUAUUGAGUAUAUAUAUAGAAAAUAUAUAUUGGGUUUUUCUCUUCAAUUUGAGUUUAUAAAAGCAUGAAACCUAGAGAUUGCACAUCAUGCAUUCAGGUUCCUUCCCAGUUUCUGUUUGACAGUGCAUGUCUUUGGAAACGGGCAUGGACAGGAUAAACACACGAGGCAGGAAUUCAGAGAGAAACACAAUCUUAGUUGUACAGCAUUGGUUAUUGCAUUUUUAUAGUGUUUAUACCCAGGUGUUGCAUUUUUUCUGGUUCUCUCCUGGGGGUUAUAUAUUUGAGUCUACAACAUGUUCUUUUUGUGAUAAACAUCUUAAAUUAAAAUUAAUUCAUUUUUAAUGUAUUAAUGGUAUUCCUAAUGUGUACUGCAAAGAUGGCUGGAUGCCUGUUUUUCCUUAAAUUGAAGCAUUUCCUUAAUCUGAGGUGGUUAUGGAAACUUAAGUGCAAAUUCACUUCCAUCUCGCAUACAAUCUUCUAUUUUUUACUUCAUUAACGUAAUUUAAUUUGUCACUUGUAAGAUGAAACCUUACUUGAGCUGUAAAUUAGAGAAUGGGAAACACUUGAGGGUUCCGCUGUAUGUGCUGUUUCUGUUACCCAGUAACUUGAAUACUGUUUAAUAUGUUGUAAGACAUUGUAGAGUUUAUCUGGAGCUGUUUAAAAGAAAUUGUAAUGUACAAAUGUGAAUAGUCACUUAUCUAUAAUAUGGGUAAGUUUUGUUUUGCCUAUAAUAGUAGAUGUUUAUAAGAAAGUGAAGGACAAUGUUUGUCAUUUCUUGCUUGCACAGGUUGCACUAUUGAAAAAUUGAGAUUGUAUAAACCUGUCCAAAAAAACUACAAGAUAAUGAUCUUGUAGAUGUCAAAUAAAAGUUAUUGUACUAACAAGAAGUGGAGUCUUGUUUAGGCAAUCACGGUAUUCCAAAAAAACUAACAAGUCUGUGCAAUUGGAAUUUGACAGGACUUGGCAUGUUCCAGGCUGCUCUAACCAGGCUUCUGUCUUGCAGCCCAAAUCUCUCAGCUGAACUCGCUAAUGAGGCAAGAACUAAACUCUGUUUAAAGCUCCAAAUGUGUGUUUUAAGGAAGGCUCAGCUGCCAGAGCAGGAGCACUGCAGGGGUGGUACCUCCCGAGGGUCAGAAGGAGCUUCUCCGUAAAUAACGGGGCAGAAGUUCCACAGCUUGGGGCCAGAGUGUGUUCCCUUAUGGAAUUGUCCUCUUGAGGCCGGAGUGUGUUCCCUUAUGGGAAUUGUCCUCUUGAGGCCAGAGUGUGUUCCCUUAUGGGAAUUGUCCUCUUGAGGCCGGAGUGUGUUCCCUUAUGGGAAUUGUCCUCUUGAGGCUGCAGCGUGUUCCCUUAUGGGAUUGUUUCCCUUGAGGCUCAGUUAACUCUGCCUUUGCCACCAGCCCAGUGCUCACAGAGCCCCUGCUCGGCAGGGAAGGGAGUGUGCCCAUCUCCUUCAGCUCCAGCCUGAGCUGGUUGGGAGAUUAAACCCCUGCUCACGCUUGGGACUAACUGGGAAUACAGACCUGGAAUAAAUCCUCUGCUCCCUGUUGCUGUAGCACCUGCUGCAUCUCUGUAAAUCCUUGGAAUGCAGGUGGUGGGUGUUGGGAGCAAGGGAAGUGUGCCGGAGUGCCGUCGGAGCCCUGGCAAACUGUGCAGCACAGGGUGUGGGGAAGGAUGUUCCUGUGUUCCAUACCCCCAAGUGCAUGGAUUUGGCAUCCAUUCCAAGAGCAGAGAUGGGAUUUUUGAGGAGUGUGUUGACGGAUCACAACUGCAGCAGACAGGGAACCAAAGUGCCAGUGAGGGCAGGCUGGGUGGGGACUGCCCUGGCUCUGGCUCUUAAUUGUUAUUUAAUGUAGAAACUUCUGGGAUCUGAGAUGGUAACAAUGUUUUAGGUCUUGAUUGUCAGUGAGAUGGUUCUAAAAGUCCCAGGUUCACAAUUAGUGAUUUUUUUUCAAUUUUUUAUCGUUUGUAAAAAAUUACUUAGACUUGCUCAGUUCCUAAGUGCUCUCCUCAGCCUGAUGUUGCUGGGAUGAGCAAAUGCUGGAUAUUCCCUGUAUUGAUAAGCAAACCAAGCUGAAAUUUUAUUUCAGCCUUUUAAACUUUCCACAGACUUGUGUCCCUUGGAGGGGGAAAAAAGCUGACAGUACUUCCAAGAUCCCUAAGAACCGUUCCCAUUCCAGAAAUCUAUUCCUCCACUUGCUGUCCUUUGCCUGCUCUCUGCUACUUGCCACCAUCACUGCCUUGGCUUUGCCACCCAGUUACUAACACAGCUGCAGCCACGGCUCUGGACUGUUAAACAUCUUAAAGGUUAACAGCAAAAAAAGAAAAAAAAAAUAGCCUUCAAGCUCCAGCAAAGUUUUCUCUCUUGAAAAUUCCUGCUCAGGGGGUUGGGAUGGGGGUUUGGGGCAGUUUGUUCUCUGCAUGAGCUGCUGCUCCAGCUUGGGGAGAAAAGGAGUAUAAAUAGCACUGGAUGGGGUGAGGAACAGUGAGUGGUGUCCCUUUGCAGCACUGCCCCUGAGACAAACAUCCUCCUGGGCAGGAAAGGAGACCAAUUGUCACUAUAAAUUACCAGGCAGGGACGGUCUCUGUAUUUUCCUGCUUGUGGGGUAUUGAUCUGCUUUGUAAAAAUGAAGUACAAAAUGUUCAGUGGAGUGGGUACAAAACUUACAGAGGGCAGAUGUCUCUGAUAAAGGGGCAAAGCCACGUGUAAAAUGGUGUCAACUUCUGCGCCAUGGGAGUUUUGGACUCGUGCUGCAGAAGGGGAAGGUACAUAAUUAAGUUGACUUGAGAACUGAAACUCAAAUUUUGGGGUUUCUUUUCUAAACUGUCCCUUGACAGCAACUAAAUUAUGACUUGUUAACUAUGUCUGACACAUUAAAUGCAGUUGUAACCUCCUAGAAUCCUCCUCCCACAGCAAGUUUUCCACUAUUUCCAGUGGUUCAUUGGGAACACACACCUCUUGUAAGGACUUCCAAGUUCCCUGAAGAUGCGAGUUGUCUACUCUGUGUGUAGUAUUUUCUUUGUAAAUGAAGAAAUCUCUGCAACCUGUAAACGCUUGUCCAGUGAAUUACCCAGGGGAUUUGUAUUUUCCUUUGGCAUUUGGAAUAACUUCCCUCUGCUCCAGCGCAGUCUGUACAUAUAUAGAGUCUGUAUGUAUAUAGAGGUGUUAAAGGCUACUGAAUAUUGAAUGUAAA
Messenger RNA from Manacus vitellinus (golden-collared manakin), 8026 nucleotides. RefSeq names its product strawberry notch homolog 1 (gene SBNO1). The record is from RefSeq and is a predicted model, not a curated record. NCBI's taxonomy places the organism in Eukaryota, Metazoa, Chordata, Aves, Passeriformes, Pipridae. Gene Ontology annotation, cellular component: nucleus. Gene Ontology annotation, biological process: regulation of DNA-templated transcription. The transcript is spliced from 32 exons. Bases 270 to 4445 code for a protein of 1391 amino acids. Gene Ontology annotation, molecular function: histone binding; chromatin DNA binding.